Pelmatolapia mariae (spotted tilapia) is the source of this 4367-nucleotide messenger RNA. RefSeq names its product F-box protein 38 (gene fbxo38). Bases 183 to 3659 code for a protein of 1158 amino acids. The record is from RefSeq and is a predicted model, not a curated record. NCBI's taxonomy places the organism in Eukaryota, Metazoa, Chordata, Actinopteri, Cichliformes, Cichlidae. Gene Ontology annotation, cellular component: nucleus; cytoplasm. Gene Ontology annotation, biological process: protein K48-linked ubiquitination; SCF-dependent proteasomal ubiquitin-dependent protein catabolic process. The transcript has 22 exons. Gene Ontology annotation, molecular function: protein binding.
GAAGAACAAGCUAACAUUGGGUUGUGCUAACGUAUCUCUGGCUGUGUUUAUACAUUUUCUGUGGAGACAGGAUGGCUGAGAAGAAGCUUCACGGAGACUUUAGUAGAAACAUACUGAACUGAGGUCCCUGCUCGGGAUAUAGAAGCUCCAGACUUCACGAGGGAGGAUAUGAUAUAGCAGUAAUGGGUCCAAGGAAGAAGUCUAAUAAAUUCCACGCUUUGGUGGGCAGCAGUGGAGAAGAUCUUGUCCAAAGACUCAGUGAGCCCAAAGACUACAUCAAUGAGCUGUCCCAUGAAGUCCUCUGCCAUAUAUUCAGGUACCUGCCCAUGAAGGACAUCAUGUGUAUGGAAUGUUUAUCUAGAAAGCUUCGAGAAGCAGUAACUCUGUACCUGCGAGUGGUCAAGGUGGUGGACCUGUGUGCUGGUCACUGGUGGGAGUAUAUGCCUUCAGGCUUUACAGAUAGCAGCUUUUUGCUCCUUUUGAAGAAGAUGCCAGAUCUGGAGCAGCUGUAUGGUCUCCACCCACGAUACCUGGAAAGGAGACGAAUCCGUGGUUUUGAGGCGUUCAGUAUUCCAGGAGUCCUGGAGGCUCUGCAAGCCUGCCCAAAUCUGCUGGGCGUGGAGACUUCCCACCUGGAACUGGUGGAAGCCAUUUGGAACUAUAUGCCCCAGGUUCACAUUCUCGGAAAGUUCCGCAACCGUAACGGAGCUUUUCCCAUUCCCGCUGAGAACAAACUCACCAUCCCCAUAAAUGCCAAGAUCCAGACCCUCCAUCUGGUGGGUGUGAAUGUUCCCGAGAUCCCCUGUGUGUCCAUGCUACGGCACCUUUACCUGAAGUGGGUCCGCCUUACCAAACCACAGCCGUUUAAGGACUUUCUGUGUGUGAGCCUAAGGACCUUUGUUAUGCGCAACUGUGCAGGGCCGACCAACUCUCUCAAAUACGUUCCCCUGAUUACUGGCUUGGCUUCAGCCCGGAACCUCGAGCAGCUGGAGCUGGUACGAGUUCCCUUCUUGGGAGGGCUGAUCCAGCACGUGGUGGAGGACAGCUGGAGAUCAGGAGGAUUUCGGAACCUCCACACCAUUGCGUUUGGAGCCUGUAAGAAUGCCCUGGAGGUGGACUUGGGCUACCUCAUCAUAACUGCUGCUCGCAGGCUUCACGAGCUGCGUAUCCAGCCUUCACUGACGAAAGAUGGAGUCUUCUCAGCUCUCAAGAUGGCUGAACUGGAGUUUCCCCAGUUUGAGACUCUUCAUCUGGGUUAUGUGGAUGAGUUUCUGCUGCAGUGUAAAAUGAGCCAUUCGGAGCUGGUGAAAUACGGGCUGGCGGAUGUUAUCGAGAACCCAGGAAUCAUCACUGAUAUUGGGAUAAAGGUGGUGAAUGAGGUGUUCACCAAUAUUAAAUACCUGCUAAUCUACAACUGUCCUCACCUCCACAACCCUCACCACUGGAUUACCGAUCAGUCCAGAUGGAGCCGUCUGGUUGAUCUCACUCUGGUUCGCUGUCACGCCAUCAAACUGGAGUCUUUUUCCCAGUUUGUAGAGUUGCUGCCCAGUCUGGAGUUUAUCUGUCUGGACCAAAUGUUUCGAGAACCACCCAAGGGCUGUGCCAGGGUGGGUCUGAGUGCAGGAACUGGGAUCGGUGUGUCCUCAGCACUGGUCAGCAACCAGAACUCAAACAAUGACAAUGAAGACCACCAUCACCACAAUGAGCCAAACAUGCCUCCCCCACCCAUCAACAACAUAAACAACCAACGGCGGCGGCAGCAGCAACACGAUGCACCAGCAGAAGUAAAUGGAAUGGAGGAAGAAGAUGAAGAGGAUGAAGACGAGGAGGAGAACAUGGACGCUGAGCCUCAGAUCGAGUUGAAAGAAGCAGAGGUUGAAGGAGGCGACGUGGCUCCGGGGCCCAGUCACCAGGCUACAGCAUCACAGCCACCUGAUGAGGAACAAGCAGGUCCCAGUGGUUUAGUCCAGCAGUGCAGAUCAGGUUGUGCCAACGUGCCCAAACCUUCACAGGUCAUCUCGGACUCGGACAGCGAGGAAGAGGAAGGCCUUGUUUCCAGGUUAAUGCCACCUUCAUGUUUGGAGCAGCCGGCCUCAUGUACAAAAGGUAAAGGAAAGACUCCGCUGAGGAGGGGCAACAAUGUGGCUAUAUCCAUGGCAGUCGCUGAUCAGCCAAAGACUCGUGCUGCAGAGAACAGCUGUGAGAAGAGCUGCCAGGUGACCAGUGAACAGAUUAAGGCAGAUAUGAAGGCUGCUACUGAGAGCAGCAGGAGGAGCAGCAGUAAAGGAAUUACUACUGAGGCUGUGGAGGCCACGACAAGACCAGGAGCCAGCGGGACAUCAGAGGAUACUCCAGCAUCAAGGACUGGAGUAAGGACAAUGACCGGCUCAUUGGUCAGAGUUGGACCUGCAGGAGCCACAUCGGGCCAUGCGGGUGGAUGUAGGAGGGUGGUGAUGGAUGCCACCCAUGGAACAGCCCCUGACAGAGCUGCAGGAAGUGCCAGAGAGGGCGCAGAGCGACCCUCUGUCCCUCUGAGUUCUGGUCCUGCCAAUGUGGACAGAGUGGAGCCCAGAGGUGGUGCUGUAAAUAAUGAUCCUAGGAGACCAGGACCUCAGACUUCUCAGGGGAAGAGGCAGCCUUCCUCUGCUGUGACCUCAGGAUCACAGCAGGAGAACUUUGUUCCAAGGCGACCCUUAACCCGAUCUUGCACCCGCACGUCCUCUGUGUCGUUGGUCUCAGAGACAGAUCUUUCCAGAGCCAGGCCUCGAAUGGCAGUGAGGAGGAAACGAAUGGCUGACAAAUCAACCAGCACUUCAGACCCUGUCACUGAGGACGACCAUGUGCAGAUUUUGUCUCUGAAGAGCAAGAACCUGGUGGGAAUCACUCUGACCAACUGUGGAAUCACUGACCUGGUCCUUAAAGACUGCCCCAAAAUGAUGUUCAUUCACGCUACCAGAUGCCGCGUGUUAAAGCACCUGAGAGUGGAAAGUGCCCCCAUAGUAAACAGAUUUGACUACGCUCAGUGUAAGAAGCUAGACAUGGAACAGGUCCUGGAUCAGAUCCUGAGAAUGCCCCCCGAGAGGAAUCGCAUAAUCUACAUGCGUCCUAUGCAUCAGAUUGACUCAGUAGCAUUGGAGCGCCAGCUGUUCCAGGGGCCUUAUCCUUAUCACAUCGCUAUAGUGCACGAAUUCAGCAACCCGCCAAAUAUACGCAACAAAGUUCGCAUUCGCAGUUGGAUGGACACCAUAGCUAACAUCAGCCAAGAGCUAAUAAAGUACGAGUUCUUCCCAGAAGCCACCAGGACAGAAGAGGAUGUGAAAAAGUUUCCCAGAUACCCCUGGGGUCGAGACAUCUACACACUGGAGGGAUUGGUGGAUGGUGCGCCCUACAGCAUGAUAACAGAUUUCCCUUGGCUCAGGACUCUGAGAGCAGCGGAUCCUAACGGCUAUUCCCGCUAUGACUUUGAAGAUGAUGAAAGCACCACCAUCUACGCCCCACGGCGUAAAGGACAGCUGUCAGCUGACAUCUGCAUGGAGACCAUUGGGGAAGAGAUCUCGGAGCGCCGACAGAGCAAAAGAGGAGUGUUUCAGAGAGUAGUGGUCCUCUUCCUUCAUCACUGUGAUACUCCAGGCGAACCCGUGGAUGACGACUACAUCUAGAAACCAAAGACCGAGAACCAGAAGGAUGUCAGCCUUGACACUCGAGCUUCUGACUGAAAACACUUGGUUUUAUUAAAAAAUGAGAAAGUUGGUUACCUGUUGAAAGCUGCAGGUCAGCACUGACAUGCACAUAAUAUUUAAUGACUCUUCAGUAGCGUUACGGAGGAAUAGCAGAGUCUAAGGCUGCUCACAAGGGGGCGCUAAUGAACUGGACAGCGAAACAGUCGCGUGGACACACUGGGGAGAGGGUGAUGAUGUUUCAUUUGGCUCACACUGAAGGCUGACUCUUUUUCAAUUCUUUGAAAAAAUACAAGAACAUACCUUUAAUCUUGAGUUUAUUUGGGGGAUUUGAUCGAUAUCUCGUGCUGGCUUUCUCUUUUUUAUCAUACACAAAUCUGAACAUAUGGUAACUCAUUAAUUCUAAGAGUAAAUAAAAAAGGGUCUAACAUAUAACAUUGUUGAUUUUGUUCCAAAUAAAGGCUUGAGUCCUUCUGCCUUCGCUGACAGCAUUGUUUGCACGACUGGAGUUUUCUGUCACACUGCAGUUAGGAAGCGUUCCUCAGUGUCGCUCUGGGUGCUGGAGUGUUUGUCGUGAGUUUGUCUCAUCAGAAAACAGAAUAAACAGAAAAAGAAUAAACGGAGAAAACAAAGGCCUGUUUGUUGCUGCAGGAUAUUUAAAACAACUAUUAAUGGUUGACCGUCACUCAU